UUCAAUAACCCACACAACAAAACCAAACCUAAGCCUUCUUCAUACGAUAUGAACAUAGCAUAAAUCACAUGACAGACAGAUAACAUAGAUAGGUAUCUACCCAAAACAGCCUAGCUUCCAAAACCAAACCGCAACCCAGCGGGAAAUACGUACAUCCAGACCCGACCCCGCGCUCAUUCAGAGGGCGGUCGACAGCGGCGGCGGGAGGGGCCUACCUAAUACCGCGCGAACGAGAUUUUGUGUCCAGAUAUAUCGAAUCCAUAAUAUCUUGAAUCUCUACCCCUCAUACCUCUAUACGUCUAUUUUUAUAUCCCUGGAUAUAUUACAAUGGCCGAAGUCGCCCAAUCGGCUCCUGCUGAAUCGCAGGCUAAGCAUGUUGUUUACUGUGGAGUUUGCACAUUGCCUCCGGAGUACUGUGAAUUCGGCGGCACGGCCAAGAAAUGCGAGGACUGGUUGAAGGAAGCCCAUCCGGACAUGUACCAGUCGUUAUAUUCUGAGGAAGCCCUCAACUCCAACCUCGCUACAUUGUCGGUAUCGGCUCGGGAGCGCGCAGCUAAGGAUGCGGCGAAGAAGGAGGCCAAGGCUGCUGCGGCUGAGGCGCGCGAUGCUGAGCGGAAGGCGGCGUCCAAGGUACAGAUUAAGCGGGUUGAGCGGAACAAGCGGAAACAUGUGACCGUUAUCACGGGCUUGGAUAUAUAUGGGUUGGAGAAUAAGAAGAUCGCCAAGGACCUGGGCAAGAAGUUUGCUACUGGCUCUUCGAUGACUAGGUCUGCGGGUGGUACUGAGGAGAUUACCGUGCAGGGUGAUGUGAGUGAGGAUGUUAAGGAAUGGCUGCUCGAGGUGUACGGGAAGGAGAUCCCGGAGGCCAAUAUCGAGCUCAUCGAGGAUAAGAAGAAGAAGAAGGCGGCCGAAGCGCCCUGAGGUGUAGUUGACGGGCCUAUGAAUGCAUAAUGUACAAAAAUGCUAUGCUGGGGGGACACUAUGGGUAUCAUGACAUUAUUUAUGGUU
Molecule: messenger RNA, 1008 nt
Organism: Aspergillus piperis CBS 112811
Lineage: Eukaryota; Fungi; Ascomycota; Eurotiomycetes; Eurotiales; Aspergillaceae
Gene: tma22
Product: putative RNA binding protein Tma22
Exons: 4
Coding region: 328-921 (197 amino acids)
Biological process (GO): translation reinitiation; formation of translation preinitiation complex
Molecular function (GO): mRNA binding; translation initiation factor activity
Source: RefSeq, a predicted model, not a curated record